CAGCUUAUUCAUUAUCCACAACUCUCUCUCUCUCUCUCUACAAACCACUGGAGAACAAUUUCUCUCUCACACCUCAACUGAAUGGAUCAUGCCUCGUCCGUACAGAUUCCUCUCUACCAUCACAACAAACUCAUCAUCAAAAACCGUUGCAGAAUCGCCUGAAGAAGUUACCGCCGAGUCCGAUUCCGUCGUCAUCUUCGCCGCUCUUCUUUGCGCUCUCGUCUGCAUCGUCGGAUUAAUCGUCGUUGCUCGAUGCUCGUGGCUUCGACGCGGAUCAAUCGCCAGUUCUGCUAACAAAGGAAUUAAGAAGAAGUUUGUUGAAGCGAUUCCGAAAUUCUCAUAUGAUUCGGCUAAGGAAGAUAAGCGCGAUUGUGCAAUCUGUUUGGCGGAGUAUGCAGAUGGAGAUGAGAUCCGAGUUCUGCCGCAGUGCGGACACAGAUUUCAUGUUGAAUGUAUUGAUAAGUGGCUUGGAUCGCACUCUUCGUGUCCUUCCUGUAGGCAGAUUCUGGUGAUUACUAGAUGUAAAAAGUGUGGUGAUUUUCCGGCGGUUUCUGUCGGAAAAGCAUCCACGGUGACGGAGCAUGUAGGCGGACAACAUAAUGGAAAUUUAGUUUGACUAAUUAGAGAUUAAGUUGUUAAUUAGUUUGUGUCCAAGCGAAUAGCCUGACAGUGAAGUGGUGUAGGUGGGUGGACGGUUGGUUGGGCUGGGUCCAAUUAAGCCUCCUUUUAAAAUCUCAUGAAUUUAAGCUGUUAAAAAAAAGUAAAGUGGUGUAGUUCAUAGAGCGAAGUAGUUAUGGGUUUAAAUUCUUGGAAA
Molecule: messenger RNA, 814 nt
Organism: Helianthus annuus (common sunflower)
Lineage: Eukaryota; Viridiplantae; Streptophyta; Magnoliopsida; Asterales; Asteraceae
Product: RING-H2 finger protein ATL8
Exons: 1
Coding region: 89-616 (175 amino acids)
Source: RefSeq, a predicted model, not a curated record